GACGUGACGACGUUCAAUGUUACUGUCACGUGGAAAAGCGUCGCCACGUAGGAACAUCGUGGGGCCCCUACCCCAAGGUAAAGCCCCCCAACUUCAGACCCAGAGACCAGAGAGGGUUCUUUUUCUCUUUUGUUUGAGAUCUUAUAUUCACGGACAUCGGAAAUGGAGGAAAGCUGCCGGAGUAACUCGCCGCUGGUGUCGGAAAAUCUGGUGUUGGAGAGUUGCUUCGCCGUGUUGACUCGAUCGAACUCUGGCGAGUCUUCUCUGAUAAUUGAGAAUUUCAAAGAUGAGUUGCUUCAGAGUGGAAAUGUAACCGCGGACGAGUGCAUGGAGUGGACAAAUGAGAAGCACAAUACAUUUCUUGAUUGUCUUGAAACAUCAUUUGUUAAGCAGUUGCACAGAUCAAUGGUCUUGCGUGCUGGUUGUAUGGAACUGAACAGGAGUUCCAGAAAUUUGUCUAAAAAGCUGUUCAACAAUGAUAAAGCUAAUAAGCAGUUCACCGCGUGGCAAGAUGGAUGUUGGAAGAUCAAUAUUGAGAGCAACCAACCUGAGCUGUUGGUUGGGCAGGGUGAGGAGUACCAUCACGUUACAGAUCUCCAAUUAUGUUCUAGACUCUAUACUGAGGAAAAGCAAAGAAGAGAUAAGAGGACUUCAUUUCAUGGACUCGAAGAAAGAUCGGCUCUGCCCCUUCCCAUCCCUGCAGAACUUCAAAAAUCAGUUAGCAGAAUUGCUGAAGGAUCGGGUCAGAAUUUUGUGGAUGAAGAUUUGGAAGAAAACUCGAGGAGCAAAAAGCUGAAGACAGCCAUGACAGAUACUGCAGACAAUGGGCAAAUUGUUCCAACUGGGAAGUUCGGAGAGUUCCAGAGAAAGGAAGAAGUAAAUCUUGAAUGUCAGUAAAUCAACCACGACUUUGUCCCAAUUGGUGAUGCGAAGUCCUUUUUGAACGCAGCUAAAACCUAGUAUAAUGCUGGAACAACACUGCCUUACACACACAAGCAUCUACUAGCAAGCUGGUGCGUGUUUCAAAGAAACAACCUUUGACAUGUUUGGAGGUGCUAACUACUAAAGAUCAAUUCUAACUUUCUGUAGAAAAAUGGACCACUUUUUAGCUCAUACAGUAGUGACUUGGAAAAGAAUCUGGAUCACAUUUGCAUAGAGUUUCUCCAUUACAUUAAAAUUUGUAAAUGACCUAUUAGAGAAGUUAUGACAUGAAGUUUUAGAA
Molecule: messenger RNA, 1222 nt
Organism: Solanum dulcamara
Lineage: Eukaryota; Viridiplantae; Streptophyta; Magnoliopsida; Solanales; Solanaceae
Product: cold-regulated protein 28-like
Exons: 5
Coding region: 163-897 (244 amino acids)
Biological process (GO): response to cold; regulation of circadian rhythm
Source: RefSeq, a predicted model, not a curated record